Messenger RNA from Aricia agestis (brown argus), 1855 nucleotides. RefSeq names its product protein HEXIM1 (gene Hexim). The transcript has a single exon. Gene Ontology annotation, cellular component: cytoplasm; nucleoplasm; nucleus. Gene Ontology annotation, biological process: negative regulation of transcription by RNA polymerase II; negative regulation of cyclin-dependent protein serine/threonine kinase activity. The record is from RefSeq and is a predicted model, not a curated record. The coding region runs from base 181 to 1197 and encodes 338 amino acids. Gene Ontology annotation, molecular function: cyclin-dependent protein serine/threonine kinase inhibitor activity; 7SK snRNA binding. NCBI's taxonomy places the organism in Eukaryota, Metazoa, Arthropoda, Insecta, Lepidoptera, Lycaenidae.
ACAAUUUUACAAUAUGGCGAAAUCAGAAUUGUCCAGUGCACUUCGGGAUAGAAAUAACGAUCAUAAAUAUAUUUCUGUGUUUUUAUAACUAUCGUUCUUUGUGCAAAAUUCAAUUUCAAAAGCCUGGUGAUAAGUAAAUAAUAAAUUAUAAUUUAAAUCUGUUAAAUUUUGUCGUUAAAAAUGGAGAUAAACAAUGCUGGUGUUAAAGAUGGCGAUGCGACACAAUCAUUAGUGUUGCUUGAAACGCCAUCUAUUAUUGAAAUGCCAAAACUCCAAGCGGAAAAAAAUAUACGGAAGAAAAGACGGCGCGGGAAAACUAAACGAAAAAUUGUGAAACCUUUUAUUAAAAUACCAUGGCAAGAUAGACGUAAUUACGAUAACUCAAAAAGGAAGAAUAAUCGGUUUAGAAAGAUCGUUUUGUCUAAAACUCAAGCGCCAUUCAACAACAAUCAGUUCCUAAUGGAAAUUCAUAAACCAGAGCCUGAAACCGGUAUUCAUACCUUCAGAACUCCUUCAGCUCGUACUAGAGAUUCAAGUUUCAGUGUGGAUUCAGAAGAAAAUUAUUUCUUCUCUUUACCUGAAGAUGAAGAAGAAUUUCUUACUAAAGAGUUUUCAAGUGUUUAUGAGGAUGCCCAAUGUGAACGCUUGUCUGACAUGUCCAAAAAUGAACUCAUUCAAGAAUAUCUCCUAUUGGAAGCAAAAUACGACAAUCUUAUUCGCCGCAGCGAGCGCGUUAAAUGUAAAGAUAAUGAUGAAAAUAAAGAAAUGAUUGACAGUGAUAAAGACAUAUCCUUAACAGAUGGAGAUAGCAUGUCCACUGAUAAAGAUAAUUCAGGCACAUCACUAUUGUGUUGUCCAUCUAAUGAACCAAACACUAGUGAUAUAUUGCAACGUUUAAAAGAACAAGAGGAGCAAAUUCGUGAACUACAAAUUGCCAAUGAAAAGCUUACAAUUGAAAAUAAUAAACUGAGACAAAGACCGCAUAGGUCGAGUGAAGAUUCUGAAAGUGAUAGUUCGUCUUCAUCUGACAGUUGUAGUACAUCUAGCUGCAGCAUGAGCCCGCCAAGAGUGUCUGAGAUUGUAAAUGGUGAUGUUACGGUGAAUGGAGUAGUUCAAGUGAAUGGUGUUGCUCAUGAUGACAGUCCAGAACCUACUUAUCCACCACUUGUGAAUGGCUUCCAUAGUCCUAAAGAUUAAAUUAACAUUAAUUUAAGGAAUUAUCAACAUCCACAUAAUAUUUACCAGUUCAUGAUUUUUUUUAAGGCUGCUAAAGCAAUAAUAGUAAUCUACAUAGCAUGUUUAAAAAGUGGUCUUAAAUUGUUUGACCUGUUUAAUCCACCAUUAAAAAACAAUAAUAAGUUUUUUGUUAUAAAAUUUUUCAUUUAAUACUUAGUUAACUUUUUAUGCAUAAUCUGUAUUUAAAUUAUAGUUUAUAAAUUUCUUUUUUAAAUUCAAGUGUUCUGUGAUAUCCAAAUGGAUAUUUUGUUAAUAGUAAAAGUAGUAAGUAGCUGUAGAUGUAAAUGUUUCCAAAUUGAGGAUCUCACUAUUUAAACUCUUCAGUAUGAUCCAAUGCUAACAUUUGAUUAAGAAAAACUAUAUGUCUGCAAGUCAUAAUAAUAUUUAUUUAUAAAACAUGGAUAUUGUUUAGAAGCACAUUAAUAGAGUAAGUAUAUACCUACAUAAUAUAUGAAUUCCCUUUUAUGUUUGGCGUAAGAUGUAAGUAUGUUAAAUAUUAGCAUUUCUUUAAGAGCAUGUUUUUGUUAUUUUAUGUAAACUUAAUAUAAUAAUGUGUUACAUUUUAAGCAAAACCAAAAGUGUUAAGUAAUAGGUCCAAGUUGUAAUAAAAAUAAAGCCA